AGCUGUGAAACAUUCGUAUUCGCAACUCCGACAAGGCGGAACAAAACGAAAUCCUGGCGUACUGAUUUAAUAUUGGCCAAAGCGCUGAAUUAUGAAAGGCGUCAAGUCUACACCAUCCGAUUUAAAGCAACUGAUGGCAAAUCAAAUUCGUAUCUAGAAAGAAAAAUCUACGUGAUGGACGUCAAUGAUAAUCCACCAUUUUUUAACGACUCGGUGACCAAUGCAACUUUAUCUAUGUCGACUCCAGUGAAUACACUAGUCAAACCCUUAAUUGUCGCUCUUGAUGUGGACAAGAGUAACAAAAUUCUGUCGGUAUCGUGUGUAUCAGAAGCAAUGAACCAGUCAUCAGCAAACUCUGGGUGUGAAAUAUUUGGAGUGAAGACUAUCAAAACUAAUAGCAGUUACUGGGUUGGCCAGUUGGAAUUGUUGAAGCCUCUCGUCUAUGAUGAACUACAGACUACCUAUUACGUCACCUUAAUGGCAUAUGAUGGUCAGUUUAAUUCGACUCCGACUACCGUAGCUGUCAUUGUUGAACCAAUUCCUACUCACUUGUCUUACGUACCAAAACCAAAGCUAAAUCAGAAUGUGACAGUAAAAUGUGACUUCGCCUUCUCGGGUGAAUUCAAUGAAACCACGAUUGAAAUACUGCGUGCCAAUAUCUCCGUCUUAACUUACUCACCAGAAACUAAGACCCACAAGUUGUCCGGCAACAAUGAAGCCACCAAGCUAAAAGAAAUCAAAUCCCAUCAAGUGGGACACCAUGGUUAUUUAUCGUUCAAGAUUAACUUGAAGAGCUGUCAUGAGAAUAAUAUUACCUGUCAGACAAGGGAUGUCGAAGGCAAGCUUCACUCCGUCAGCCAUGACUUGCUGACACACAACUUUAUUCCUUCAGUCAAGAUAAACCGAGGUACGUGCAUCAGGUUAAAACGGGGCAGCGCGCGAGUGGUGUGCACAGGGUACAGCCAAGAAAUGACAACAACAUUGAAGUGGUAUCUCACCACUGACGAAGGAGACUAUAAAGAAACCAACGGCGUGGAAACGAUAGAUUCUCCUCCCAAAUAUGAUUAUACCAAAUGUGUCUAUGUACAAAAAAGCACGAUCGUAUUGGAUUAUAAAGGCAAACGACGAAAUGCGAAAUGUGUGAUGGUUUCAGAAGUCGCUAACAGAAAGGUUGAAUUAGUCGAUGAUGUUUUCAGUGUUGGAAAUGAAGUGCCACCCGGAAAGUUACAAAUGGUUAAAAAAUGCACCGGGGUUCGUAAAGGCGCCGUGAAAAUCGUCUGCUUCGGAGAUGUAGGCCAUCCAGCCGGCAAUCUCAGGAUAUUCGAAGUAAACGAGGCUAACUCAAGAAUAUAUCAAGUAACCGGAGACGAAAUGGAGAUUAAAGAACCAAAAUAUAUUAUGAUUCGUGCACUUACUUCGGCAGUGUCUCCUUUUUGCACACCAAAAACAGGCGGUCAACGACGACAUAUAUUUGUAAAACACAAGUGUUGAUCGGCGAUUCGGUUAGACAAACGGAGACAAAAUUCCAAGUUCGACCUACAGAUUUCUUGCCGGCAAGAAAGAGCCAGAUGGCAAAGCUUCGGAGCAAGUUUUGCAUUCAGCUUUUAUAUUACUGCUAAUAUUUUGGUUUAAUUUUUUCACAUCAUUCUAGUUAUCAAAAAAACUGAAACACUCAUUCCUGUCUUCUUUCCUUUAAAAUCAUUAUUAUCAAAAAUAAAAAAUAGAAUUAUUAUUA
Molecule: messenger RNA, 1735 nt
Organism: Octopus sinensis (East Asian common octopus)
Lineage: Eukaryota; Metazoa; Mollusca; Cephalopoda; Octopoda; Octopodidae
Exons: 9
Coding region: 175-1491 (438 amino acids)
Biological process (GO): homophilic cell-cell adhesion
Cellular component (GO): membrane
Molecular function (GO): calcium ion binding
Source: RefSeq, a predicted model, not a curated record